Plasmodium gonderi is the source of this 333-nucleotide messenger RNA. Its product is annotated as Rab5-interacting protein. The record is from RefSeq and is a predicted model, not a curated record. The coding region runs from base 1 to 333 and encodes 110 amino acids. Gene Ontology annotation, biological process: mitochondrial respirasome assembly. The transcript is spliced from 4 exons. NCBI's taxonomy places the organism in Eukaryota, Apicomplexa, Aconoidasida, Haemosporida, Plasmodiidae.
AUGAAAAAAACAAGAGAAAUUAAUGGAAGCGGGUUAUUUAGGAAGUUGCUACAUGAGAAAUUAACAAAGAAUGAAAUGGAUGAUGCUUUUUUUUAUUGCAAGCAAGUGAUAGGUAUUGUAGGAGGUAUAAUAUCUGGAAUUUUACGCAUUAAAGGAAUUUUGGGGUUUCUCUUUUUUUUCAUUCUGCAGUUUCUUUUAUCCUUCGUAUUGUACAACAAAAAAAUAGAUGAAAAUCAUUUUAUGGACAACUAUAACAUCGCAACGAGCAAUGUAUUUAUUGGGCUUUCUGCAUUUCUGGUAUCAUGGAUAACAAUUUAUACAUUGUUAAUUUAG